This is a messenger RNA of Microstroma glucosiphilum, 1691 nucleotides long. Its product is annotated as phosphoglycerate mutase-like protein. The record is from RefSeq and is a predicted model, not a curated record. Lineage: Eukaryota; Fungi; Basidiomycota; Exobasidiomycetes; Microstromatales; Microstromataceae. Bases 220 to 1662 code for a protein of 480 amino acids. The transcript has 2 exons. Gene Ontology annotation, molecular function: phosphatase activity. Gene Ontology annotation, biological process: dephosphorylation.
GUAGAGGCACUGGACCAGUGUCUGCCCGCCUUCACGUCUUCGGCGCGUUAUCUCUUCCCGCCCAUUUUAUCAGCGGCUGCCAGGCCUUCCCGAUAAUCCAAAAAGCACCCCCCAGAAGCUGAUUGCGAUUUGCCGCUUCCCGAUCUUCCUCUCCGUGAACUCAAUCUCGACCCUUGGCUCCCGCCCCUCCGACCCACCACCAGCACUCCUUGAGCGAUCAUGUCUCUCUCUGGUAUUGUAGUCUUGGCCAGGCAUGGUGACCGUUCGGGCUUCUACCAAAGCCCAAAGACGUACGCCGCCUCCGACACCAACCUCACUGUCCUUGGCUACCUCCAGGAAUACAAGAAUGGUCAGGAUCUUCGUGCCGAGUACUUCACGAAUGUGACCGACAGCAUCGCUGGCAUCCAUGCCGACAUCGCAGAGCCAAUGGAGAUGGACAUCUACGCCGAUGCUGGAGGCGAGGGAACCGUCAUCGUCGAGUCUGCCAAUGCUCUCUUGCAAGGACUGUAUCCUCCUUACAACGAGACCCUCGCCCUGGCCAAUGGCUCCACUGUGGCCUGGGACCGGGCCCAGCUGAUCUCCAUCGAGACUGUCGAGCCGGAAGAAGAGAUCUGGAUGGAAGGCUAUACCGAGUGCGAUGCCUGGACUACCUCUCUGAGCGCCUUCUAUAACAGCUCAGAUUUCGUCGCCCAGGCACAAGGAGCCAAUGCCUUCUACCAGAGCCUAUCGCCUAUCCUUGGCAACCGACCCUUGACGUAUCAGAAUGGCUACAACAUCUUCGACUUUAUGAAUGUUAACUACAUUCACAACGAUACUCUCAGCCCUGAGAUUGCUCCCUACCUCAAUGAAUCUCGAUACUAUGCCAACUGGCGAGAGUCGAGGGCAUUUGGUAAUGCCGAUCCGAGCAACAUUGCCAAUGUUGCCGGACAGGCGCUUCUGCCCUUGAUCAUCGACGGCGUUCAGCAGAUCAGCAACACCAGCAACCCUCUGAAGUUUCAGUACCUGGCCAUCUCGUACAAGCCUUUCAUCAGUCUCUUCAACAUGAUGGCAAUGCCAUCUCCGCUGAACGACACAAUGGUAGACUAUGCCUCGAUGGCCAUCUUCGAAGUACGAGAUGAUGAUACCGUCACCCUCAGGUUCCGAAACAGCAGUGAGGGAGACCUCGCCUACUACCCCAUGUUCGGAUCUUCGGAGACCAGCACACCCCUCGACACCUUCGUCGAUACCCUCCAGCCCAAUUCUCUCGACACUCUGGCCAAGUGGUGCAACAAAUGUCAGACAAGCGAUGCUCGAGGAUGUGACGUCCUUGCUGCACUGAACGGUACCGGAGGAGGCUCCGUCCAGUACGCAUCCAUCACAUCCACUACUGGCAGGCAGCACGUCUCACCGGUCGUAGCCGGAGUCAUCGGCGCCCUUGUAGCUCUAGCGGUCGCCGGAGUGGCCCUCGCCGCCUGGCUCUUCUUCGGCGGUCUGGUCAAGCGAACCCGCCGCGGUCGAAGGUCGGGCGUGGCAGCCGGAAAGCAGGGACCAUCUGGCCGAAGGAGUCAGAGCAUCGCCGGAAGUAUUGCUGGUGACAGCAACGUCGAGCUUCACCACUCGUCGCACAACGCAGCCGAUUCUGACGGCACCAGGAGUGUCGGCAGUGGCAACGCCAAGAUCUAGUCUGGGCCCUCGUCAAGAGUAGCCACGCU